Molecule: messenger RNA, 1679 nt
Organism: Periconia digitata
Lineage: Eukaryota; Fungi; Ascomycota; Dothideomycetes; Pleosporales; Periconiaceae
Source: the annotation of a GenBank genome assembly
UCUAUAAAGAUGGGCCUCUUCCCCGUAUUCUGGAGAUUACAGUGCUUCUUUGUCUCCUUCUCAUCAUGGCUCCCCACAAAGAAUCCAGCAGUGGCAUCCCCACCUAUUGGGGCGCUUCCGGACGUCGCUUACAGCUGUUGAUUACUCUAGUAGCUGUGACGGACUUCUUACUCUUCGGAUAUGAUCAAGGAGUAAUGUCAGGCAUUAUAAGUGCAGAUGAAUUCAAAAACGCUUUCCCGGAGGUCAAAGACGAUAGCACGUACGAGGGCUUUGUGGUCGCUAUCUAUGCUGCCGGCUGUUUUCUUGGUGCCCUUUUCAUCUUUCUGGCAGGCGAUAAACUUGGUCGCCGCAAUUCCAUAUUCCUCGGAGCCACAGUCAUGAUCAUUGGAGUCAUUAUCCAGAUCACUGCAAUGCCAAUCGGAGGUGGAGCUACUGCCCAGUUUAUUGUGGGACGCGCUAUCACGGGCGUUGGAAAUGGCAUCAACACGUCAACAAUUCCUACAUGGCAAGCUGAGUGCUGCAAAGCGGAAAAUCGCGGCAAAGUCAUCUGCCUUGAGGGUGGCAUGGUCGCCAUUGGUACUUUGAUCGCCUACUGGAUCGACUACGGAUGUCUCUACGGCCCAGGAUCCUUCAGCUGGCGGUUCCCAAUUGCUUUCCAGUGUGUCUUUGCUGUCAUCGUCCUCAUCAUGAUGAUCUCUCUACCUGAAUCGCCUCGCUGGUUGCUUACCCACCAUCGCGAAGACGAAGCGGCUACCAUUCUUGCAGGGCUGAACGGGGUUCCACGCGACGAUCCUCAGGUAAAUUUGCAGAUGAGUGUGAUCAAAGAAGCCAUCGAAAAGGCUGGCGGAGGCGGUAAGGUGAAAACCAAGACCGUUCUUUCCAACGGCCGCAGCCAGCAUCUCCGCCGCACGAUACUUGGCGCCUCUUCUCAGAUGAUGCAGCAGCUUUCCGGUUGCAACGCUGUCAUCUACUAUUUCCCAAUUCUGUGCCAGGAUGCUUUGGAUACUGAUCAUAACUUGGCUCUUCUUUUGGGAGGUGUCAACAUGGUCGUUUAUGCUCUCUUCGCCACUACAUCUUGGUUCCUCAUCGAACGUGUUGGACGCAGAAAGCUUUUCCUUAUCGGCACCGUCGGUCAAAUGCUAUCAAUGGUUCUCGUGUUCGGCUGCCUCAUUCCAGGUACUGAAUCGGCUGCUAAGGGUGCUGCUGUUGGAUUGUUCACUUACAUCGCCUUCUUCGGUGCUACUUGGCUCCCCUUGCCAUGGCUAUACCCUGCUGAGAUUAAUCCUCUCAAGACUCGCGCCAAAGCAAACGCAUUCUCAACCAUCAACAACUGGCUAUGGAAUUUCUUUAUUGUUAUGAUUACGCCAAUCCUCAUCAACAACAUCGGUUGGGGAACCUACCUUUUCUUCGGCGUUCUUAACGCCAUCUUCAUUCCUAUCAUCUACUUCUUCUACCCCGAAACCGCUGGUCGCUCCCUCGAAGAGAUCGAUCUCAUCUUCGCCAAGGGCUACCACGAGAACAAGAGCUAUGUCCGUGCCGCGAAGGAGUUGCCGGCAGUGGAUGAAUCGGAGAUCAGCCGCUACAACCGUAUGUUCGGCGACGACACUUCCGACGAGGAGAACAACCGAUCAUCCGGUUCGUUCAAGGAGAGCAAGCGUCAGGAGGAGCUUAUGUCUUGA